Morone saxatilis (striped sea-bass) is the source of this 3627-nucleotide messenger RNA. RefSeq names its product R3H domain containing 4 (gene r3hdm4). NCBI's taxonomy places the organism in Eukaryota, Metazoa, Chordata, Actinopteri, Moronidae. The transcript is spliced from 8 exons. The coding region runs from base 150 to 920 and encodes 256 amino acids. The record is from RefSeq and is a predicted model, not a curated record. Gene Ontology annotation, molecular function: nucleic acid binding.
AAUGUUUGACCCUCUUUGAACUCACAGCAACAACAGGAGCCAGUUAGCUUCUUACAACACAAUCUGUCAAACAAACACCGGUUUUAACUUUAUUCGUUCACUUUUCUCCAGAGUUGUGACUUUAUAUCCGUCCUUGCUCCUGGAAUAAGAUGGUGGUUUUGACGAAUAACACAGAAGAACAGGAUUAUAUCCUGAUAGAGGAGCGUAAAUGCACCUCCCUGCCCAGCUCUCCCGCCAAGCGAGUGUCUCCGACCAAAAAGAAGCAGUUUUAUAUCAAUCAAGCCAUCCGCAACUCUGACCUCACUCCCCGAGCCAAAGGCAAGAAGAGCCUCCGCCGACAGGAGAACACGCGCUUUCUGGCUAAUCUUCUUGAGAGAGACGAGUGCUCCAAAGAUGAUCUGGAAGUUUGCAGUAACCCGGCCAUCCCGUCCAUCUUCACUGAGGCCUGCACCAACGGAAACUACAUAGAGCCAUGGAAUGACUUCAUGAAUUGCUCCGGCGAGGAGCAGGAGAAGCUGUUGUCUCUGCUGGAGCAGGAGGGGGCCAAGAAGAAAAGCCCCACCCGGGUCCUCAAAGACGAGAGGAAUGUAAAUCUUGCCUUCAGCGCUCAGGUCUGCUACCAGAGAAUCGAUCGCAGGCUGCGAGCGACUCUCAGACGCAAACAAAUCCCCAUGGGAACUCUGGAAAUACUUGAGAAAAACCUCCUGAGCUUCUUCAAUACUCAGCCGCACUCAGUUUACACAACCAACCUCGCCAGCAGCUUCGAGAGACUGCUGCUUCACGCCGUCUGCCAGUAUAUGGACCUCGUCUCCGCAAGCACCGACAACAAUGGGUCACGUCAGACCGAAGUGGUGAACAAACAGGACGAGUUUCUGCCUCCUUCACUUCCGCUGUCUGCCUACGUGGAGCAGAUGAGCUGAGACCAGGACCACCGGGACCUGUUUCCUCCACGCGGGCCCCGCUGCCGGCGGGAGCUCUGAGAGGUGUACAUAAGGUGCGCAGUCUGUAUGUAAAGUCUGUGUAACGUCCGCCAAGCUCAGAAAACAAAGCUGAACAAUUCUUCCCCAUCCUCUGGUUGGUCUCUGGUUUCUGUAGUAAAUUUUCCAUUGUUUUAUUUCCAUGAGCAAAUCAGAGUUCAUCGACCCCUCCUUCGUAUCUAAACAGGGGUCUACAUGCUAAAUGUUCCAUGUUAAACAUUAGCAUGUAGCGUUCAGCUCAAAGCACAGCAGUACAGCUUGCCUUCGCAGAGAAUAGACCUUUUGAUUUAGAUAACGCGACCUCUCUUGCACCAUCCUCAGGGCAAAUGUUACAUUUUCUGCCUCACUAGUACAAACCUAAGAAUAGUAGAGUUGUCUGGUGUACAAUAAGAGGUUACAGCACCGUGGAGCUGCAAGGCUCGAAUGAACUGCUGUCUCCAUACAGCAUUGGGAAUCGAAUGAACUAUCUUUCCCAAGUUUUAGGCAUAAUCAUUAAUAUAUAAUGGUGAUAAUUGACUCUUAAUUUUGGGAGAAUUUGGUGAUAAUCUGUGACGUUCAUUCACAAUAACAAAUCCAAGUUACGAGCAAGUUACAUUUGAUACAACAGAUGGCAACAACUAUCAUUCAGUCAGUCAGCUUUUUCAUCAGAAUGGAUUUAUGAGCUUAAAGCAGUCGGUUAAUGAACAGUUAAUCCAUGUUGUCCCUUUUUCAUAGUGCAAAAUAUAUAAUUUCACCACUAAUUAAUUUACGCAACAUAAAUCCCCUCAAAAAAAAAACACCCUCAAUUUCAAUAAAACACAAAUUCAUAACAGUGAAAAAUUACAAAUAUUAACCUAAAAAAUGGAAAAUUUACUGGGAACUCUGUAUUGUUAAGAAUGAAUGACAUUUUGUGAAGGUGCUGAGAUGGAGGAAGCGCUCUAAUGCAUCACUGCCUGAAGGAUUAGCCUGUAGGAUUUGUGUAAGUCGUGAGGUAUAAAGCAUGAAUAUUUAUAGUCUCUCUUCAUUAUAUGCACAAACACAUCACUCAUCAUCAUCAGAGUUAAAAGAAGCAAAUGUCUUUUAUCAAGGGUGUGAAAUAUAGCUUCUGACAUGCUUGGGAUAUAAUGUAAUUAUCUCUGAGAAGACAACUAUGACGGCGUAUUAGGGCCAUGUAGGUAAAAGAAAAUAUAAAUCACUGGGUUGUUGGAGGGAGGUAAUAUUCAGAGACUAAAUAAAAGUCUUUAGGUUUACAAGAAAACAAAAUAUUCUUGUGAUUAAAGUGGGAAAUUUAUUUAAAAAAACUUGAAUAUUCUCCACAAUUUUUCCUACAGAUUUGUGACUGUGAAUCUCAGAGAAUAUUCAAGCUUCUUUCUUGUAAAUUUAUGACUUUAAUCUCUGAAAUCUAUGAACUAACCCCUUCCCCAGCUCCGUAUUUAAUUAAAUGUUUUACCUAAUAUAGCCCAAAUACACCGCAAUAGAAAAAUAGGCACAAUUUCUUCAGGAUCUAUUUUUUGUGAUUAAUUUAUUCUUUUCGUUGUACCUUCCUCUGCUAGCUUUUGGUCUACACUGGCCGUGUUUCCGCUGCGUUUUUCAUUCGUAUCUGAAGAAUACGCUAACAUUGUAAUCAACCAGACCGUCCGUAUCAAUCAACUAAAGACUAGAGUACAGACUCAGAGAAUAACUGUGACGUUAAGUUCAAGUCCGUUUCCACUUACAAGCUAAAGUAUUUGAUUGUAAAGCUGAUGAUAGCUGCAGCUGUUGAUGUGCUGCCUUUACUGCACACUGGUGUAAAUGUUACUACAGUCACAGUCAGUAAAAGAAGACAAAAUAAGGAACUAUAUAAUGGUUAAAAACUGCCAGUAUCCCUGUUGUUUUUAGAUUUAUUCAUGGGUUUCUUGCAGCACGCACAGUUUACACUCAACACUGUAACAUUAAAGCCUUUUUUUACAAACACAGGUGAUAUGGUUUAAAGGUUUACUGUAUGUGCACUAGAUGUGUUACAGUGGUAAAAAAAAAAAAACACAUUUAAGGUGUUUUGAUGUUAAAAAAAAAAAAAAACCUGAGUUUUGUCUCUCGGGUUUGUUUAAUUUCAAUAUUUACAACCCCAGAAAAGCUCUUCUGCCUUAUGAAUACAAGUUUCUUGUGUUUUUUCUGUACAUAUAUUUCUACAUUUGUACUUGACUGGAUUUUGGAAACAGGUUAUUUAAAGAAAAAGAAAAAUCUCUUAUCCCCGAUUUGUUUUGAUACUGUCGUCGGCAGUGUAACUAAACUGGACCUGUUGGUGCAUUUUGUCAACAACCAAAGUUUGUGUGUUUGUUUUGUGGAAAUCCAAUUUUCUCAGGCUUUCGACUUCUCUCUUUCUCUCUGAAUGUCACGUAAUGAUCUCACAUGGUGUCAUUUCCUGUGUACUGUAUACUUUCUUUUUCAAGAUGAACUUGUUACGAUCAUGUUCGCCACAGCCUCUCGGGGGCGCUGCCAACUUUUUGAAUACACGUAGAUGUAGUUGUGCUGAAAAUACUCAGAUAAUUGACUUGUGCCAAUGUUUGCAUUAAUAAUAGUCUGAAAGCUUUAUACACUAGACUGAUACAACUUCGUGUAUAUAAUGAUAUGUGUGUGUGUGCUAUGGUACCUAUUUAUAAUUAUCACUGCAACUAUUAAAGGAUUUAAGAUA